This is a messenger RNA of Radiomyces spectabilis, 906 nucleotides long. RefSeq names its product histone chaperone Rttp106-like-domain-containing protein. Gene Ontology annotation, molecular function: nucleosome binding; histone binding. The coding region runs from base 1 to 906 and encodes 301 amino acids. The record is from RefSeq and is a predicted model, not a curated record. The transcript has a single exon. Lineage: Eukaryota; Fungi; Mucoromycota; Mucoromycetes; Mucorales; Radiomycetaceae.
AUGGGCGUGUGUGUGCCGACGCCUGAAAAGACAGCCAAAUCAUUCACGUUUGCCCUUUUUCUCAAUGGAGACUCCGAUGCUAUUGUAUUUAACGUUCAGGACAAAGGCGAUAUUUCUGUAACACAAUCCGGUCAAGCGCAGACGCUGGGCGAAAAUAAGCACGAAUACAUCUGCCAGCUGUUGAAAAAGCACGCCAGCAUCCAAAUCACUCGGCCUGAAAAAAAGUGCUUUGCCUCCUCUGGCGUUUCACCCACCACCGGCAAACCCGAAGAGCGAUACCACGUUAAUUCAUAUCUCAAGACAAAGGAUGGCAGUUUAUUUUUCCUUCCAGGAGGAAUUCUUUUCGGAUUCAAAAAGCCUACCCUCUUUUUCCCUUUGGCCUCUUUAGCUUCCACCGAAAUCACCAACAUCACUCAGCGAACAUUCGAUUUGACGUUAAAACUUAAAGAUGGGUGCACCGCGCUCGGGUCAGGCAGCUAUACGGAAGCAACGGUCCAAUUCUCCAUGAUUGAACAAACCGAAUAUACGGCGAUCGAUGCCUACAUCAAAAAAUCUAACAUCAACGAUACGAGCAUGUCCGAAGAAAAGAAAGCACCGGAACCCAAGCCCAAGAAGUCGGAGCAAGGCGAUAAUCCAGCCGAAAUAGAUGAAGAAGAACAAGAUGAAGAUUUUCAACCGAGUGAUGAAGACCAUGAUCCUCUUGAGUAUGACACUUCGGCCGAAUCUGAAGACGAUCAAGACGCAGACAACAAUGAUGCAAGUGAUAUGGACGAGGAUUCACAGCAUGAAGACAAUGAAGACGAGGAAGACGAGGAAGAAGAAAACGACGACGAAAAUGAAGAGGAUAUCAAAGAGGAAGAAAGGGCGGAUGAUGAUGAAGUCGACCUGCUAGAAGACAGUGAUUGA